Asterias rubens (European starfish) is the source of this 4161-nucleotide messenger RNA. RefSeq lists its product as uncharacterized. The transcript has 14 exons. Gene Ontology annotation, molecular function: phosphatase activity. The coding region runs from base 128 to 3019 and encodes 963 amino acids. Gene Ontology annotation, biological process: phosphatidylinositol dephosphorylation. Lineage: Eukaryota; Metazoa; Echinodermata; Asteroidea; Forcipulatida; Asteriidae. The record is from RefSeq and is a predicted model, not a curated record.
UAUCGUUGCUGCGUGUUUGUGUGGGAAGCUGUCACUCAAAUUUUUAGAAAUGCAACUGGAACUGACGGAUUUUUGUUCCAGCAUAAUAAUCAUUGAUAUAAUGGGAUUCUGAGUCCAAUCCCCCACAAUGGCCACCGAUUUUGACGCAUUACUGGGUGUAGACUCCCUCUCCAGUCUUGAGCAAGAGACUAAUAUUUUAUCGGCACGAUCCACCAGCUCUCAAAGUUCAUUGGAUGAUGUCUUAGGAGGUCACCAGACAAGGAAGAAGAAAUCGAGCACGCUAAGUCGCUUAAAAAAACUGAAAAAGCCUACAGAUAUUCAUCAGCACCUUGAUGGACUUUCUUCUACCCCACCCAUCGAUGAAAUACCAAAGGAUCUGAGCCAAUUCAAACCAAUCAAACAAAUCAAUGGGCAAGCGAAAGAAACUCUCGACCAAAGCCGUGAAACAACUUCACAAGUACUCCAAGAUGGACAAGAUGAAAUCUCGUCAAUUCUCACGAGAGAUCGUGAUUUACUGAACAAGAAACCAUCGCCCUCCCCUCGUGUCAAACCUCGUCGUUUUAGGCCACAAGAUGAAAAUCUCAGUGGUAUGGACGUCGGGGGCGAAGUCCGAGCGAAGGAUAACCAAAGUGAGUUCGGAAUCCGUCCUUCGCCUUUUGGAAGACUAUCCGGAGCCCCACCCCUUAAUGGAGGGAAUAGCGUUUCCUACAAGAAUGGAAGCUCAGAUGCAACUCCGGAAGACGAACUGGACAACAGUAGUGCCCUCAAGGCGCAACGAUUCCCAUCACCGAAAGUGAGACCACGCAAAUUUCAUGACGAGAGUUUGAUGGGAUAUAACGCGGCGGAAAUGUGCAUAUCUAAGAGGGAGAUGGAACCGUCCAAGAGUAGUGGGCAUAAAGCCAAAGAACAGGAGUUUAAUUACAGAAAUUUGGAUCCUGUUUUGAUGUCUACGGAACAGGUGUCAUCGUUACCGCCAGUGAAUAUGGAACAAAAUAAUAGGACAAGUAUCGGACAGUGGAGAAAUAAUCAAACGUCAGUUGAGAAAUCAACAGAAAUCAAUCCAGAGAGUGGUGAGAAUGUAUUGUCGAGUAAGCCGUCUGACGAGAUCUCAGAAGAAAUAUCUGAAGACAUUGACACCGGUUCGGACUCGGACGAUCUUGUUAUCCCAGACAACAGCGCAAAGAGAAACGUCCACGAAACCAAAAUGAACGCAACAUACGGUGUCGAGUCUCUGACAAGAAUCUCAGCGGACGGACAAAGUGACUCUGUGGAAAUAUCAAGUAGUAGCAUAAGUUCCCUCACCGACGUCUCUAAAUUAAUGUCGCCAAUCUCAGCCUCGACACCAACCAAGACAAACUCUGAAAUGAAUCUUAAGUCAACGAUACCAAGUUCAGACGAUGACGAAGAUAUUGUUGUAAGCACCUUUGCCGAUAAACAAGUGGAGGAGGUGAUCUUGCCAACUACUUUACAAGCCGAAGAGACGACUAUGAAAAAAUUAACAUCGGAGGAAUUCGCCGCAGAGUUGAAUCAACUUAGUGAAGAUGAAACUUUGUUGAACUACAACCAGUCUCUAAACGGGAACAUUUCAAGUACGACGAUCCAAGACGAUAGUGUAUUCAAUAAGGAGACAACUUUAACGACUGAUCUAGAAUCUGUUGACCAGACUACGAAGUUAGCGAACGACCGUCCAAUGCCUCUAAUUGUUGAACCAUCUCCCCAAUCAUCAUCGCUUGUCUCGAUAUCAAAGAAAUCCUACCGGGACGACGUCGAUAACUCGGUUGCCAUGUCUGAGCCAACUUUCGGAAGCAACUCCAUGUUUUCAGAUACGAAUCGCUCCUUCAUGUCUACGGGUGCCCUGUCGACGAUUACAACAAGAAGUGCCAGACACAAGAGUUAUUUAAGCGGAGGAGCCAGUACCUCGGGAUCGUUGAUGAGUAAAGAGGAAUUGGAACGAUUCUUCCCGGAUAGGAAAGUGAAAAUCUUCAUUACAACAUGGAAUAUGUGCGAAGGAAAGGUUUUACCGGAGAACUUAGAGGAGUUACUCCUACCAGAGGACUGUGUUUUAGUUCAAGACAUUUAUGUGAUUGGAACUCAAGAAUCGGGAUCCGAUGGCCAAGAGUGGGAGGUGCGUCUACAAGAGACGCUGGGUCCAUCUCAUGUUCUUCUUCAAUCAGCGACGUACGGCGUCUUACGACUUCUUAUCUUCAUCAGACGGGACCUCAUCUGGUUCUGCUCAGCUGUUGAGGAAGAUACAGUGUCUACGAGGGUAUUCUCUAUGAUUAAAACCAAGGGUGCAGUAGCUCUGGGCUUUACCUUCUUCGGCACAUCGUUCUUGUUCAUCAAUUCACAUUUUGCAGCUGGGGAUGAACAAAAUAAAGAGCGGAUCGCUGAUUAUCAGAAGAUCGUUAAAGAGCUUCAACUCCCGGUUAAAGUUCCACCAACGAGGAAAUAUAAUAACUUGAAUACUGACGUCACAACUCGUUUUGACUGCACCUUCUGGUGUGGAGAUUUCAACUUUCGUCUCGUUGAGAAUCGAGCCAAGGUGGAGAACUGGGCGGGGAAACUACGAGACGGGAAAAACGAUGACUAUGGAAUCCUCCUGCAGCAUGAUCAACUUAAGAAAGCUAUGGAGAAAGAUAUGGUUUUUAAAGGGUUCCACGAAGGAGAGAUAAAGUUCCUACCCACCUACAAGUAUGACGUCGGUGGUGAUGUGUAUGACACUUCAUCUAAAGCUAGAGUGCCAUCCUAUACAGACCGAGUACUUUGUAAGAGCCGACGAUCAGAUCAGAUACACAACGUAUUGUACAACGCAAGCAAUAGCAUCAAAACGUCCGACCAUAAACCAGUCUAUGCAAUGUAUGAAGUCAAGAUAAGACCAGGAAAAGAUGACUCGCUCACAUCGGGUGGAGUGUUUUCAAGGGAUGUGUUUGUUGAAGCCAAUAAGAGACGAGCAGCAAAGGCCGCCAUGUCCGGCACUACGAUGUCACAAAAAUCCAGCACUGUUUGUUCUGUUAUGUGAAGCAGAGCUGCAGACACCAUGCACUAUAGGGAGUUUUUGUCAAGACGAAGCCACACUGCAGACACCAUGCACUACAGGGAGUUUCUGUCACGAUGAAGCCACACUGCAGACACCACGCACUACAGGGAGUUUCUGUCAUGACGGAGCCACACCAUGCAUUAAAGCGAGUUUCUGGGCAACCACGCAUGAGUGGGCGCAUAUAAUGAAUGGGCCACAGGCCUCAUUAAAAUGUGCUAGACUCUGGUACAUUUUUUGUUAACCAAAACAAGGCGUUAUUAGCAAAGUGUGCUGGAUAAAAAAUACACUAUUUAAUACUAUUUAAUACUUGGAGUACUAUUUAAUUAGAUAUUUUUAAAAGUAUUAAUUACAGAUUGUGACAUUUCAAGCAAUAUUCUUAAGCAGGCUAAAAUCUUCUUUUUAUUCAUUCCUAACUUAUUCUAUAUUAAUGUACAAAAUAUUUGGCGUGUUGGUGUAUCCUUUCAUUAUUUAAGUAUUACUUGCGUAAUUUCGUGUGAACAUAUGACUUGGGGAGUUUUUUUUUUAUAUUUUAUCCUUUUCACUGCGGUGUGUGAGUUUAUUCAUACUAAUAUGCACGGUCUUUGACUUGAGUUCUGUACUUUACUGAAUGUGGGUUCGAAUCCUGUCCUGGUCAGUUGUAACACUUGUGUCCUUGAGCAAGGCAUGGUUGGUAUGUGCGUUAAGCGCUCACCUCUCACUAAGGUGACCCUGGUUCGAUACCUGGUUAGGGCCAUAUGUGAGUUCUCUGCUGUUCCACGAGGGUUUUUCAGACCAUCCGGUUUUCCUCCCUCUAGAAAAAUCAAACACUGUCGAUCUCUGGCUGUGCUUCGUCAUAAUGGAUUGAUGAGGCUGGCUACCAAAGGAGCCCCCUUGCAUGCCUGCUUCUCGAACAAGUUGUAGCUGCGUCCUUCGCAACUCAGGUCUUAGCUGUGAGUAAGGAUAAUUAGCCUCCCAAAUUAUUUUAAAAAGGCACCUGAUCAUUGUUGCUUCUCUCCACGCAGGAGUAAAAAUGUGAGAGCUGGGGAGUAACCUACAAUGGACUGGUAUCCUGUCCAAGGGAAGUAGAAAUAUUCUCAGUCGUUUAAAGACAGUGGACACUAUUGGUAAUUGUCAAAGACCAGUCU